CACGGUUUAUUCAGCCAAGUGCUUAUAAGAGCGCCUUCGAGGCUGAGUAUUUUCCCCCAACGCCAAUUCUAUAAAACAUUUAUACUGCAGCGAGCCACAAAUGCAACCAAGGUCCAAGACUACUUGCAGGGAAUGCCCACAAUACCACUCAGAUGGGUGCCUGAUGUGCCGUCGACCUCAUUCAAGCUGUUCUGAACGUGCCCAGGGAAGUGAAUUUUCGGGGGAACAACUUCGGAGGCCGCAUCCUGAAGCUCCCGACUGUGUUACCAAUAAUUCCGUUCUAGGACAUGUUUCGUGUAAAAAUGUCGCCCAUGCACAUGACCACUUGACUGCCGAUGCAUGUUUACCAUACCAAGGAAACAACCUGGAGCCUCCGAACAGUAUGGAUACCACAAUUUCUGCAGAAGGGGACGCAAAGACCUCCCCAGAGAAUGACAAUUUCCCGGUGUCAUACGCCGGGAUCGAAUUAAUCGUUGAUCACACGACUCGUGACGUCUCCGACCAUGAUCCAGUAAUCCGUAAACAAAAUUUCCCUUGCGCAUUGAAAUCUCCCAAUCGCACCCUCGCCAUUCAUCUUCUGCAGGACCCUCUGACCAUGCAGUACCUUCAAGCUUUCGCAGCCCGUUAUCCGACUCUUCGUAGGAUCGUGAUACGGACGGACAGCCUAUCUAUUCCUGGCAACCAAGUUCCUGGCAAUCAAGUCUCGCUGUUCUGCGGCCACCAACAGACAGACCCUGUCAUCCAAUUGGGCGAUCAUCAGGGCAGACGCAACUUCGGGUGUUCCGAUUCUGCGGAUCUUGUCUCGAGUCACCUCUAGAUGGCUAUCUAUUCAUUCCACGUUAGAAUUU
Cantharellus anzutake is the source of this 848-nucleotide messenger RNA. RefSeq lists its product as uncharacterized. The transcript is spliced from 5 exons. NCBI's taxonomy places the organism in Eukaryota, Fungi, Basidiomycota, Agaricomycetes, Cantharellales, Hydnaceae. Bases 101 to 817 code for a protein of 238 amino acids. The record is from RefSeq and is a predicted model, not a curated record.